GCUGCAGUCGUUUUUGUACCCACUCUACGAAAAUACAUACAGAUCUCUCCGUUGUUGUCUCCAUCGAGCACCGGGUAUCACUGCCGCUGUUGUUGUAGUGUGCGAUUUGAAAGGUUUGUGCAGACGACGAUAGAUUCCGCUUGCUAACAGAAUCUUGGGACACCAUGGCAUCCUCAUUGGGCAAUUUACGGCGACUCCUUGACCAGACCUCUCUGAUCAACCUCUCGAAGCCUGCUAAUACGAUGCCGCUGUCGGUUAAAAGCUUAGCUGACUUCCUAGACAGACGUAACGUGUACUGCGCUGGAGAAUAUAGAAAAACACGGAGUCGAAACUCGUCCAGGAAUCAGGCUAUUGGUUAAAAACGUGGAAGUAUUUGAGCAUGAGCACUGGCUGGACCCGGUUUUGCAGCCAGCACAAAAGAAUAAGCAUUGAGAGUUGGUUGGUUCGAUCUAACGAACUACCUGCUGCCAGCUGGCAAAUAGCAAAUGCAAAUAUCAUAGAACGUGAACGGGUCAAAUAAGUUCACAUUAGCAGUCGAUAACCAUUUCUAACUGUAUACAUUCUUAACCAAUAUGAUUAUCACGUUCCUUCUAAAGGCAUGCGAGUACAUCAUGCAGUAACCGAAUAGUCGUACAUCCUUUAGCGUAUAUAUUAUUGAAACAAUAGUGGCUGCAAGUAUAGUAUUCGGCCUUGUCAUGCUGGAAACAUGACACAACAGUGUAAUCGUUAUUACGGAGCCCAGAAGCUAACGUGUCCUACAGAAAUCGAUCCGAACGUGGUGAUCCCGCGCAACUUCAGACUCCUUGAAGAACUCGAACAGGGCCAAAAAGGAGUCGGCGACGGGACCAUUUCCUGGGGUCUUGAAGAUGAUUCCGACAUGACAUUGACACAUUGGAACGGUAUGAUUAUUGGUCCAGCUCGAUCUCCGUUCGAAAACAAGAUGUAUUCAUUGAAGAUUGAAUGUGGUCCCCAAUACCCAGAAGAACCGCCAUGUUUUCGCUUUGUAACGAAAAUUAAAAUGGCUGGAGUAAACGAUACAACUGGGGUUGUUGAUCGGCGAAGCUUAGCUUCCUUAUCCCGGUGGCACAGAACUUACUCUAUUAAGACGGUUCUCCAGGAGCUCCGUCGGUCAAUGACCGCCAAGGAGAAUAGUCGCCUUCAACAACCUCCCGAAGGAGCCACCUUUUAAUACGGUCCGUUUGAGCUGCUAUUAUUAGGGAUGAGACCGAACAUCAUUUUGACCGAUAGAUGAUGCUACUGACGAUAUAAUAUUUACUCCGGCGCUGGAUAAUAGACGGCGGUGGACAUAAAGAAAAGUUUAAAGUUACGAUACAAGCCUCUUAUGUAUUGGUAUUGUCCUGGUUUCACGCUAGUGGAAAAAGGAAUAUCAGGGCCUUCCAAAAUUAGAAGCAGACCUGAGUACGCGCGAGUGUUCGAAAAUACAGCAGUGGACACUAAAGAAAAAUCAGAAUACACACGCCCAAUAAUAACAAAAAUAACCAAUAUAAAGGACAGUAACACUGCGUAUAUAUA
This is a messenger RNA of Varroa destructor (honeybee mite), 1533 nucleotides long. RefSeq names its product Ubiquitin-conjugating enzyme variant 1A (gene Uev1A). Lineage: Eukaryota; Metazoa; Arthropoda; Arachnida; Mesostigmata; Varroidae. The record is from RefSeq and is a predicted model, not a curated record.